UCUACCUAACUACAUUUUAUAUAUUAGCUUGGACUGUGAUUUUUAAAUCAACCUGCCUGGAUUCAAAACUUGCCACACCAACUUAACAGUGAUAUAACUGUGGAAAAACUACAUACUCCCUCAAUUUCUUCAUUGUAUUCUUUAUACAUAUAUUCUUCAUACAUAUUUACCCAGGAGCUUUAUUUUGAAAAUAAAGCAAGGUAAUCCAUGUAAACUGUUUAUAAAAGUGCCAAUCAUUUUUUUGUCAGUCAUUAUUUUCUGUUACUAUUAGGGGUCUAUCAUCAUUGGGGGAGGUCUCUGGGUGGCAAAAACCUUUUGCACUUGACUGCUAACCGAGAGCAUGGAGGUUCAAAUCCACUCCACAGCUCUGUGAAAGAAACGCCUGGGAAUCUGCAUCCAUAGAGAUUACAGCCAAGAAAACUUCGUGGGGCAGUUCUACUCUAUACAUAUGGGGUCACCACGAGUAAGAAUCAACUCCACAGCAACGAGUUUGGUUUGGUUUUAUUAUCAUUUUGAGGACUCACUGGGUGAUGAAAAUGAUUAAGCAUUUGGCUACUAUUGAAAGAUUGUUGGUUUCUAUCUACCCAAAGGUGCCUCACAUGAAAAGUCUGCCUAUCUACUUCUGAAAAAUCUGAUUCUGAAAAAUCAGCCAUUGAAGACCCCAUGGAGCACAGUUCUACUCUGACACACAUGUGGUUGCCAUGCAUUGGAAUUGACUCAGCUGUGUUUUUGUUUUGUUUUAACUAUCAGUGGUAGAUAAGAGAGGAUCUGAAACUUGCUUCUGCUCAUCUUCUACCUCCUGGGCUUGUUAAUUCAUUCCAGAUGAAAGAAGAUGAAAUAUGGAUGUGACAAACCAAACGACAGUAAGGGAGUUCAUCUUUCUUGGGUUUUCUGCUGUUCCCCAACUGCGGCUCACAUUAUUUGUCGUGUUUCUCAUUGUGUACCUACUUUCCCUUGUGGGAAAUACACUCAUCAUUUUCAUUGUUCUGAUGGACUCCGCACUCCACACACCCAUGUACAUUUUCUUAGGAAAUUUAUCCUUCCUGGAGAUCUGGUAUACCACAGCCACAGUGCCUAAACUGCUGGCUACCUGCCUCUCACAGAUAGUGACCAUCUCCAUUUCUGGGUGUAUAACCCAGUACUACUUCUUUUUCUCCAUGGGGGCUACUGAGUGCAUCCUGCUGGCAGUGAUGGGCUAUGACAGGUACCUGGCAAUAUGCAACCCUCUUCGCUACUCACUCCUCAUGAGUCUUCAGAUUUGCCUGUGGUUUUCAGCUGGAUCUUGGAUUGGGGGCUUCAUUGCCCCACUCCUACCUACCAUACUCAUCUCUUAUCUCAACUUUUGUGGCCCACAGAAGAUUAAUCAUUUCUUCUGUGACUCAGAUCCCAUUUUCAAACUCUCUUGCUCAGAUACAUUCUUUGCAGAAGCCUUGGGCUACACGUGUAGCUCUGUUGUGAUUCUAAGUUCUUUCCUUCUCACUAUGUCCUCCUAUGGGCACAUAGUGCUCACAAUAAUCAGACUGUCUUCCCGGGAGGCUCAGAAGAAAACUUUUUCUACCUGUGCCUCCCACCUCACUGUGGUCUCUAUCUAUUAUUGCACUAUCAUCUUUGCCUACGUUCGCCCUCCAGCCAAGUACAACUUCACCAUCGGUAAAGUGGUGUCAGUAUUCUAUUGUGUGGUCACUCCAUUGGUAAAUCCUUUCAUCUACACACUGAGAAACAAAGACGUGAAGAAAGCUUUCAGGAAAACUCUAGCACGAAAGAGAUUCGUUAGUGGUAAAACUCAUCAUACACAAUUCUAA
This is a messenger RNA of Loxodonta africana (African savanna elephant), 1802 nucleotides long. RefSeq names its product olfactory receptor 6F1-like. Bases 840 to 1802 code for a protein of 320 amino acids. The transcript is spliced from 2 exons. Gene Ontology annotation, cellular component: membrane. NCBI's taxonomy places the organism in Eukaryota, Metazoa, Chordata, Mammalia, Proboscidea, Elephantidae. The record is from RefSeq and is a predicted model, not a curated record. Gene Ontology annotation, biological process: G protein-coupled receptor signaling pathway. Gene Ontology annotation, molecular function: odorant binding; olfactory receptor activity; G protein-coupled receptor activity.